Messenger RNA from Cladocopium goreaui, 948 nucleotides. NCBI's taxonomy places the organism in Eukaryota, Dinophyceae, Suessiales, Symbiodiniaceae. The record is from the annotation of a GenBank genome assembly.
AUGUUGGGCUUUGCCCAACCAUUUUUGUGGUUGGUGGACCUCUACAUCAGUUUCUUAUUGCUGGCUGUUGUUCUCUUUAGUGCCAAAGUGGGGCAAGAUGCAUUAGAGAUCGGCUUUCACCGCACGAGGUCCUUCCUUCCAGCGCAGGGACAUCCAAAUCAAGUGUUGGUGUGUGAUGACCAGAUCAUCUUUCAAUGUAUUCUGCCGUAUUUCGCUUGGAAUCUGCCCUUAGCUGCCAUUUUCAUCGUAAAGCAUUCGGUCUUGAAGAGACCCCUCCAGCGCUUCGGAAGUGGACGAAGAGUCUAUAGCUUUACCAGCGCGUUGUGCCUGCAUCUCUUCAUGGCGUUCUACAAGGAUUUGGACGUGGAAGGUCUGUCUUUGGACUUGGCCCACCUGGGCAUCAGCAGCUGGCGCCACUUCAGCGCUUCCAGCGCCGUGAUCCUCGUGAGCUUCGUCGCCUUCGCAGCGCACCGAAACGGCAGCUGGUUCAGGGCCAUUCUUUUUGGAGACUUCACCAAGACGCAGGGCGGGUGUCCACGAUGUCCGGUGAAUAUGGAUGUCUUCACUGGGAUGGGCAUUUGUGUCUACAAGGAGCUGGGCUGGACAGGUUUUCUGCUGUUCAAUGCUUUCUCCAUCAUCCCCCGGCGCAUCACACUGGGCGACGUUGUCAUGCGCCUCUGCGCGGGCAUUUAUCUGUGGACGAUGAAGUCGGGCCAAAGACGCUCACAACGGUGUCAGCCGUGGCUGAACCCUAGGGUCGCGUUCAACAAGGGGUUGAACUAUGGGAUUCUCAGGACUCAAACAUGUUUUAAGCAGAUCGUCAACCAACAAGGGGUUGACGAUUUUUCACGUGGGUUGGAAUUGCGGCACCCACAAGAGGAUUCUCGAGAAACUGCUCACAUGUAUCUGCCAACUUUAUUGGGGUUUCGCCUCAAACUUUAUUGGUGA